AUGUCUAAAGCAGGCAAAGUCAAGGAAAAGGAUACAAAAAUAAUGACGAGGUUUCUUCUGGGUGGAGACCCUGAUCUUGAAUUCAAGAGACCUACUGAGAAUACAAUUAAGGUUGGUCAAGUGAAGUCUAGAGAUGUUGGAUUUUUCUCAAACAAAAGAAAUUCCCUCCCAGAUCAAGUUGACGAGGAAAAUGAGGAUCAGCAGAUUGAUGAUUUGAAAAAUCAUCUACGAAAGGAAGGAACCAUUGAUGUUUCUAAAUUCAGAAGUGAAUAGAAGUCGAAACUAAUCAAAGAAUUACUCAAAUAAGAUCCAAAUAGAACUAUUAAUCACUAAAACUACAGUGAAGAGUUUCAUUACAACCUGCAAAAGUAUCUGAACAGCUCUACUGAUGAUAAGUUGAGAAGGAAGAGAAAUAGAAAGUAAGAUGUUAUAUUGAACGGCAUACCUAGAUAAUAAAGAGAGCAAGUAUUAAGUGGAGAAAAGUACAAUUAUAUUCCACCAAUCGGAGCUUAUUCUCCCAAGUUUGAAUUCAUUUUGAAAAAGAACUAUUAAGAUAUCAAAUUCAUUAAAGACUCAAUCCCAAAGAAGGAGUAGUCAUUAGAAAGAGAUAGUAGCAAUGUUUCUUUGACUAAAUAUGCCUCUGGAGAUUUGCCCUCAAUCAUUAAAACUCUUGAGGUUCCCUAGUAUCCUUAGAAACCAAGAGCUCACAUCCCUAAUGUUUAUAUAUCAAAGUUUAGUAAUAGGAAAAAUGAAGCCUUAAAAGUAAACAUAGCAGAUGACUCUAACAUUGAGUAUAAGAAUAUUUUCCCAGAAAUACUUGCAAGGAAUAAAAAGCAAGCAAUCAAUAUCAGCCUUGAUAAAUAGACUGAUAGGUCAAAGAUAUACAAGGAUCUGGCAAACGCUCCUUAGUACACUAUUAGUUACAAUUUAACUGAGAAGAAAUCACAGGCCCCUCUUAUAAUUGCCCUACAUGCAAGAGACUUAGCUCUAAAUGAUACAUUCGACUAGAUUUAAUUGAAAAAGUCUCAAUUUUAAAAUUAUCAGAGUGCCCGCACCAGUUUAGAUAACAGCGAUCUCUAUAGAGAUUUAAAGUAAUCUUCCUCAAGGCAUAAACUUCAUGAAUUAAAUGUGAAAGCUGUUAAUUUGGUGGACUAAGGGAAACAGUUUAUAAAGAAGGCCUAGAAGGAGUAGAUUGAUCCUGAAAAGGAGUUCAUCUUAAAAAGACUAAAUAAAAAUGAUUUAGUAUAAUGA
Messenger RNA from Stylonychia lemnae, 1251 nucleotides. NCBI's taxonomy places the organism in Eukaryota, Ciliophora, Spirotrichea, Sporadotrichida, Oxytrichidae. The record is from the annotation of a GenBank genome assembly.